Molecule: messenger RNA, 6796 nt
Organism: Nymphalis io (European peacock)
Lineage: Eukaryota; Metazoa; Arthropoda; Insecta; Lepidoptera; Nymphalidae
Gene: ana1
Exons: 12
Coding region: 233-6718 (2161 amino acids)
Source: RefSeq, a predicted model, not a curated record
AAAAUCCAGAUCAAGCUUAGUUUAAAAAAUAUACUUAUUAUCAAUUUUGACAUAUAUCUGACAUAAGCGUACGUUUGAGUCUUGUUCAUGUUUAAAAUUUUACAACUUGACAGUUCGUUGUGUAUAAGUCAAUGAUCCUAUUCUAUUAUGUUAACAAUUAUUUUAAAACGUUAGUAGUCAAAUAUUUUAUUACCUAUUUAAUAAUAUUUGGUUCAAAUAAGCAACUGUUGCUAUGACUUCCGAAAUUGACGUCUUACAAACAAAUGAAUUCUUACGAAGACGGAAAUUGAGACUACAACAGGUCAGAGAACAAUCAAAAGAUAUAGCAAAAAGAAUUAGACAACGCGCUAAAGUAGAAAAGUCGCGGAAUUUAGCAGAUAUUGACUCUAAAAAGGAAAAAGAAUAUUUUGAAUGUCAAGAGAAAUUAGUGAAACGUUUAGAAUUACUCUAUUCUAAAGGCUUGCAGAAUGUCGGAGCUAGUCACAAAAAAGCACUUGAAGCUUGUGAACCAGAUUUAAAAGAAAAGACUGACCCAUCUAAGCUACGUGGAAGAGAAGCCACUGCUGAAGUCAGAAAAAGAAGGCAAGAAAAACUAGAUGAACAAAAAAAAGUUUUGGACAGGAAGUUAAAAGCAAGAGAAGUGGCUAAUGAAAUUAGUCGUGAGAAAUCAUCUACUAUUACCAAGAAUUUAAUUAAACAGGUAAAGAGAACUGACAAUCUACAAACUAAAUCUGCAAGUAGUAUAAAUGAGAAAAAUGAUAAAGUAUUAAAUGGAAAUAUAGAUUCAAAAAAAGACAAUCUCAAUGUAUCAAAAGCAGAUAUGGCAACACAAUGGGAAUUGGGAGAGUUGCCGAAUGAAUGGGAACCCAAUAUACCAGCAUUAUCAUUACCAAAAGACGAAACUGCUCAAGACCCAAUUGUACAUACAGAGAAAUCGGACAUAAAUAAACGACCUAAUUUAUUUGCAUUGAGUGAAGAGAUGCCAUCCAGUCUACGUGGAGGUCAUUCAAGUGUGCCUGAAGAAACAGUUCCUUUAAAGACGUCACUGAAUCUUGUAUCUGAAUAUUUGCAAAAUAGAAAUUUACGAUUAAGACAAUUUGAACCAUUCAAAAAAUCAACCGAUGACUUGCAAAGUAUUAAACAGACAAUCCUACGUACUAGAGCUUCGAGAGCAGAUGGUAGUGUAUUUCAUAGUAUUUGUCAUGUGUUAGAUGAGCAAGUUAUUCCAGUCCCUUCCUGGCAACCUGAAGAAAACAUUGGUUUAUGUAAUCACCACUCAAAACAUACUCCUUAUUCUCAUAAAUGUCUUUCAAAAUUUUCAAAGGAUAUGCAUUCUUCUCUAUUAUCAAACCGGAAUAAUUUAAAUCAAGUGCCUAAUUUGUCCUCUAGAAGUAAUAAAUUUUCUUGUGGAACAGAGACAGUUUCAGGUAAUAAAGAGAAGUCUUUCAGAUCAACUGUUCCCGAUAUAGCAAUAAAUAGGAAGAAAUUUAUAUCAGUCUAUAAUCAUAAUACAAGAGAUAUAAUGGAUGUACCAUAUGGCAAAGAAGAAGUUGUUUCUCAUGAUAAGAAAACUGAUGAUGAUGCAUAUGCCCAAGCUUUUCAAGAAACGGCCAGUGCAAGUAAUAUGGAAAAAGAACAACUUAACAAAAGACAACAGGAUAUGAGGAAUAAAGUUGCCGUUACUAAACAGAAUGUUGACAAAGAAUACAGAGACACUUUAGCUUUUUUAAACUCUCUUCCUAAAGACAAUGGUUUCAAGCCUAUAAGAACAUCAUAUAUGGAUGAUCAAAGACAACAAUUACAAAAGGACAAACAUCAGAGGAAAUUACAGCAAGAGUUCAAAAAAAUCGAAAAGGAACAUCAAAAACAUAAUUGCAAGCAUAAGAAAAGAAAAUCAACUGUAUUAGAAAAAAGUAGGAGUGAAUCAAAAUCACCAGUGACCACGGAUGAACGACAAAGAAGGGACUUUGAAUAUUCCUGGAUGCCGGUACCUGAGAGUGAUGGCAACUUUGCCAUACAUACAAUCCCAACGACAACAAAGAAUAAAUCAGGCAAUACUGUUAAAUUUAGUGAACCUAACAGCUAUCACGAGUACAGGUCAAGGCAUAAACACACUCCACCAACAAAAGAUAACAACAAUGAAAAACACGAGAAGAAAAUCGUCGAAACUGUUAUCGUGCAGCAAAAUAGUAAUGGAUCAGAUGAAACUGAAAACUCUGUUUGUUCUGAUACCAGCUCUGUCGAAAAUUUGAGCCUUGAAAGAAACAAAAAUGUCUCCAAUAUUGAUUCAAAACUAAGAGAUGCAGAUAGAAUCAUAAUAUACAAAAUUUUAGAUUCAAGAAAUAAAAAAAAAGGCAAAACUAAGAAGUCUGAAGGGUUCACUGAUUAUAAAAAGUUUUCUAAUCCCUCAGAAAACCUUUCUGAAAAACAGAAAACGGAAAAUUUAGAAAGAAAUAUUCAUACCAUACAUAAAGAAGUUUCUUUUGAACAAGUCAAGGAAGGUGUCUACAAAGGUGUCAAUAAUGAAGGACUUGUACACGACUACCUCUGUUGCACAAAUGACGUAGAUGUCUGGGGGACGUCUACUGAGCGUAAAUAUUGGUGGGAUAAUAUAACAUCAAUGUACUUCACAAAAGAUUAUGAAGUUACUGAGUGUGGAAAUCAAAAUAGACAAAGUGACAAACUCGAGCAAUCCAAAUGUUGUGGGAAAACUAUUUCAAGACAAAAGAAUAGAGAAUAUCAAAACCAAGGUGGAGAUCCCAUAUUGAGAACAACAAAGACAAAUGACAAUUGUAACUGCGGGAAGAAGAGCAACGAGAACAGUUUGUUAAUACAGUCAUCUGCAGCUACAUCAUCAACAUCUUUCAAGACUGCACCUAAUGAUAAAGCUGGUAAUGUUAAUCAUGAUAGUGGAUUAAUCAAACUGAUAGAGGAUGGGGGAAAUGAAGCUGGUAAAUUCUACAUUGGUGCUUCUGGAUUUAUAAAAGACGAUAACUACGAAGUUGUUAUCCAGCUGAGAAAGAAAGAUGGCGAAAAAGUAACCAAUCAAGAAAAUAAAAAUGCAUCUAUCGCUGAUACUACGUCUGAAAAAUUUAAUACAUUAACUACACUUGAGAACAAUCAAGUUUCAGAUGAUGUGGGAAAUUUAGAUCAGUUAUCAAAGAAUAAGGAAGAAAAUGUAGUAUCUGCAACAUCUUUGAACGUAAAUGAAACUAAAAAUGUAGUUGAAACUAGUGAUGCAGUAAAAAAUGUCGAUAAACAGUCAUUAAGCAAAGAAGAAAGUGAAGCUGUAAGGACAGAGAUAAUUAUAAAACCACAAAUUAGUAAUAUGUGUGAGAAAGCAGUACACACUUCUUUCGAUGAUACUUAUGCUAUUCCAAUCCAUGUACGUAAAGCUGAUCCCUUAUCAAGACCAGCCACUUCUACAUAUACACAAACUUCAUUUAACUCAUCCAUUCAACGUCCAGUGUUUAUGCACAUGAGCUCAUCUACAUCUACAGCCUAUAUGAGUCCACCUGAAUUAGUGUUACCAAAAUUUUUAAAACAAGAUUAUAUUAUGACCCAUGAUGACAUGUUUGAAUCUGAAAAUACUGUCAAUCAAACCGAUCCACAGUAUGAAAUAAUAGGGGGAGAUUGUGAAGAAUGCAGGUGUAAACGUUGUGCCAGUAUUGGAAAAACAUCUGCAGGUGAUUUAAAUUUUAAGAAAAGAAAUACAAAUAAUACACCACCUAACACUGCACGAAGUAACAACGGUACUAGGUCAACAAGUGUAUUGAAAAAAACUAAAAACCGAAAUUGUAAAUGUCACAAAUGCAAAUGCAGAAGUGAAAUGAAAUUAUGUAAGUCUCACAGAAAAAGAACAAAAAGUGGAAGUGGAAAUACUAACUCAACAAUGGAUUAUUUGAAUAAAAAUUCAAAAAUAAAAGUACCAUCAAGCAGAUAUCAUCAGCCGAUUAGCAAUAUUAAAGAAAAAGCAGAUAAUAAAAUUAAUCCUCUAGUUAAAACAUAUGUCCAAAAACUUUUAGCUCUAAAUAGAGAAGGCUUAAAAGCUGUUGAAAUAAUGAAUCAAAAUUGCAGUGCCGUGUCAACACCAGGUAGUUCUAUUAUUAAUGCACCGAGCAACAAUGAUAAAAAACGUAGCUCAACAGAAAUUUUAGAAAAUAAAAUAUCCCUGGAACAGAUAAAAAAUGUUUUUAAGCAACAGAUUUUAAAAGAGAAUUUCAAUCAAUGCAAACAAAAUAUUAAAUCUACCAAUAUGAAUAGUAUUGAUAGUCAAACGGAAAAAAAUCCAAAGCUAUUGAAGAUUCUAAAGAAAAAAUCAGUACAUAAAGUAAAAUCAUUGAAUAUAUCGCGGCAGCUACUAAACAAAAAGAAAACUGAGUUUCGGCGUCCCGUUUAUAAUUCAAAAAUUGUAACAUCGACGUCCUCAUCUACACGUGAAGAAAAAAAAGUAGUUUGUAUAGAUACUAAAAAGUCUAGGUCAAGAUGUAAAAGUUCUCCUACACCCAGAUCAUUUGGGAAUUCAGAGUAUAAAAAUAGUACUAGUUCUGAUAUGGAUGACCCCAAUUAUAAAAAAACAUUUAAACCAGUUGCCAAGAAUUGGACUGCACAAAUAAAUAACAAUAAUCUCAUAAACGACCCUGACUCAAUAAAUACAAAUUCUAAUCAAAAACAAAACAAAAAAAUUAGUCAGUUAAAUAUAAGGGCACAUCAAUUAAAACAAUCAUAUAUUUCGUCAGACUCCGAAGUUCCCAGUGUUGUGUCAAAACACCUAACAGAGCCGCGGUCCCCGACAAAUUUUUCAACGCAAACAAAUAGAAGCAUUGAUAUUGAAACAAAUUUUAUGAAAGUUGCAGAGGAUAAGCUACAAAAUAUGGAAAAAAUUGCUGACUUAACUGAGAAAUGUACGAAACGAUUAUCAAACUUAGCAAAAGUUUUAGAAGAAGUAAGAAGAAAUAAAUCAUUAGUUUAUAGUCAAAUAUCUACGUCUGAUUCAGCAUCGGAAUCUGAACACAAAUCCGACAAAAAUGAAAUCACAGAAACACCAGUACCUUAUCAUCAUGUUAUAAUUCAAAAGGGAACGCAACCGUCUUUUUCGUCACUAACAAGUCCACUAAAUUUAGAUGAGAAAAAAUUAUGUACAAAGGAUUCAACAGAAUACACGCCCCUUUUAAAUGACAUUCCUAAACCUGUAAGUUUUGUUAUCCCUUCAAAUGAAGAAUGUGUUCCCUCAAAUGAUAAAACUUCUAACACAAAAAAUACAACUACGGAAUGUGAGGGUGUAAAAAUGAGAGGUAAACCGCCCCCUGCAUUAUCGCGUAUUAAUCUAAAAAACGGGCAAGAUAUAUGCGUUACUCCUCAUGAGCUAUCAACUGUUAUAGAAGUAGAUUCUCCUAUGAGUUUUAAACUUAAAAACCAAUCUGCUCGACUAGACACUAAAAUUGAGGUGCCUGUCCAAUCCAAUCAAACGUCUGAUGAGGCUGACAGUCAAAAUAAAAUCAAUGUGGCUAAUACUUCCCCAAAUGUAAAAGAACCGCGUAUUGAUCCAGACUUGUUACAAAGCAACUUAACUGUAUUUAAGAAUCAGGCUAAAGUGUCUACUGACUCCUCAGAUGAUUCUAAAAUACAAACAAUGGAUAUAAAUCGUUUCAAUGAUAUUAUGUUAAAACCCUUUAUUAGUCUCCAAGAAUAUGCUAAGCAAUAUAGUAUUGGACUAGAGGAGGGAUCUAACAUGGAAGAUGUUAUAAACAGUGAUCCAGUAAAUGAAGACUUAAGUUCCCUUCACUCUGAUGGUAGCUUACCUGAUGUUAUAGCAGAAUUAUUAAAAAGAAAUAUUAUUAGUGAACCUUUUAAGUUCGACACUGCUUCCAACGGUAAUUCUACAACUAUAUCAUCUGAAUCAACAUUGUCUAUAUUAGCACUGUCUAAAACAAGAAAGGACAAAAAGAAAACAGGGUUAUUGAUAAAAAAUAAGGAAAAUAUAGCCGAUACAUCCGAAACAUUAAGUAUAUCAUCUAAUCCUGAUUUAGAGAAUGCAUUCCAAAAGCUAGGAAUGGGCUGGGCUUCUUCUACUUUAAAAAAGACGAAGGAGCGUUUAGCUUUAUCUUCUUCGUCUAACACAUCUAGUUCAAGUAUGGCACAAUUCAAAAUAAAAAGCUUUAGCCAAGUUACACCUACUUUAACAACUGAUUCCACCUCGUCUUUGCUAGAUAUCUCAAAAGAUCAAAAGAUACAGUCGUUAGAGCGGAAUGUAAAAGAUAACUAUAAAAAUGCCGUUCAGCAGACCUCAUUGACUAAUUCGAUGACCGUAAAAGAAUUUCUGACGAAUGAAUUAGCUAAAAAAAUAACUUUUAGCAAUAAGUCCACAAGGAAAGAAGCCGAUGAGGAAUUUGUUUCAUUGUAUGAGACCAAUAUGCCUGAAGAUAUGAAAUGCACUAAUGUUGAGAUACAAGAAGAUGACGCUCAAUCAACUGUUGUUAGCAAUACUAGAGCACGUACUUCAACUCCAGUACAGAUAUUUAAGUCUACAACAUACAAUUCCACUUCGAGUUCCAGUACUUCUAAUGGAUUAUUUAGUAACGCUGAUGAAUUGUCAUCUGUUAAGGUGACCUCGACCUCCAUGCGUAAUCAUUCCACAUCCGACAAGGAUGAUUUAACCAUUCCAAGUUACAGUUUAAAAACGAGAAAAGAAUUAUCGGACUUUAGUAAAAGUGAUUGAUUAUAUUGCAGUUAUAUAUUUUUUGUGCAACUAUGAAUUUUUAUAUAAAUAUUUAAAUGGCAUGUUACUUAAAAUUUA